CACCUUGGGCGCGAGGGGGGCCGCGCGCGCACGGGACCCGGAGCCGAGGGCCAUUGAGUGGCGAUGGCGGCGACGGCGAGUGCCGGGGCCGGCGGGAUGGACGGGAAGCCCCGUACCUCCCCUAAGUCCAUCAAGUUCCUGUUUGGGGGCCUGGCCGGGAUGGGAGCUACAGUUUUUGUCCAGCCCCUGGACCUGGUGAAGAACCGGAUGCAGCUGAGUGGGGAAGGGGCCAAGACUCGAGAGUACAAAACCAGCUUCCAUGCCCUCACCAGUAUCCUGAAGGCAGAAGGCCUGAGGGGCAUUUACACCGGGUAUUGGGGCCUCAGGAUGGAGGGUAGGCUGUGGGUUGGUAGCUCCAGACCUUGGCCUGAUAUGCUGACCCCUCUGCUCCUCAGGCUGUCGGCUGGCCUGCUGCGCCAGGCCACCUACACCACUACCCGCCUUGGCAUCUAUACCGUGUUGUUUGAGCGCUUGACUGGGGCUGAUGGUACUCCCCCUGGCUUUCUGCUGAAGGCUCUGAUUGGCAUGACGGCAGGUGCCACUGGUGCCUUUGUGGGAACACCAGCCGAAGUGGCUCUUAUCCGCAUGACUGCGGAUGGCCGGCUUCCAGCUGACCAGCGCCGUGGCUACAAAAAUGUGUUUAAUGCCCUGAUUCGGAUCACCCGGGAAGAGGGAGUCCUCACCCUGUGGCGGGGCUGCAUCCCUACCAUGGCUCGGGCCGUCGUCGUCAAUGCUGCCCAGCUGGCCUCCUACUCCCAAUCCAAGCAGUUCUUGCUGGACUCAGGCUACUUCUCUGACAACAUCUUGUGCCACUUCUGUGCCAGCAUGAUAAGCGGUCUUGUCACCACUGCUGCCUCCAUGCCUGUGGAUAUUGCCAAGACCCGAAUCCAGAACAUGCGGAUGAUUGAUGGGAAGCCGGAAUACAAGAAUGGACUGGAUGUCCUGUUCAAGGUUGUCCGCUACGAGGGCUUCUUCAGCCUGUGGAAGGGCUUCACACCGUACUAUGCCCGCCUGGGUCCCCACACCGUCCUCACCUUCAUCUUCUUGGAGCAGAUGAACAAGGCCUACAGGCGUCUCUUCCUCAGUGGCUGAAGCGGCCGGGGGCUCCCACUUGCCUGCUGCGUCUAUGGCCACUGCGCCCUGGGGGCCUGGGCUCUGCUGCCCUGGACCCCUCUAUUUAUUUCCCUUCCACAGUGUGGUUUCUUCCUCUGCGGUAAAGGACUUGGUCUGUUCUACCCCCUGCUCCAGCUUGCCCUGCUCAUCCUGAUCCUGUGAUUUCUCUGUCCCUGGCUAUUCUUGCAGGGAGCUGGAAAACUUCCUGAGGAUUUCUGGCCUCCCCCUGGGUUUUAGUUUCAGGGCACACAGGACAGCAGAAGAUCCCCCUUCUCAUUGGGGAAACCAAGGCAGAACUGAGGGGAUAGGGAGGAGCAGAAGCCAUCAAGAUGGUCAAAGGACCUACAGAGGGAGAUGUGGCCCUUCCUCCCCCUCACUGAGGACUUAAUAAAUCGGAUUGAUGACACCAG
Molecule: messenger RNA, 1523 nt
Organism: Macaca mulatta (Rhesus monkey)
Lineage: Eukaryota; Metazoa; Chordata; Mammalia; Primates; Cercopithecidae
Source: RefSeq, a predicted model, not a curated record